AUUAUAUAUGUGAAGGUCAUUUGGAACUUCGAAUCAAAUAAGUCUUUCUCCAAAAGCUACAAAGAUACACUGAAACAAACUAGGAAUACAAGUCAUGAGUAAGAUAAUCCUCGUAUGGGGUAUAUUAUUGGCUGUAGCGUUUGCUCAUGCGCAAGACAGCUGGCAUGACGACGAGGAMUGGUACGAGGGUUCUGUGGACGACGUCGACAGUUUCAUGAGUGGAMYUGGGACGRUCAGCGGUAUGGAAGAGACCCUUGGGGGUGGUAAUGUCGAUGAAUAUGGCGAAGACGAAAUAGGCAUUGAAGACCACGACUUAGACAAUGACUAUGAUGAUCAUGACUAUGAUUAUGAUGAUGAAGAUGAUUUUGAUGAUUUUGAUGAUGAUUAUAGCGAUGACGAUGACGCAGGUUUCGAAUCCAAGACACGCAGAAGAAGUAGACGAUCAGCUAAGCCUUGUAAAACUGGUUGCAAAGUGUGUGCUCCGUUAAAACUAAACUGCAGAGUAUGCAAGAAAGGAUAUAAACAAAGGGGUGCCGGCUGCAUUAAAAUAACACCAAAACCUUUACCCCCAACACCUGCAUCACCGAAAAACGUACAGCAUUGUACAGCAGUACCUAAUUGUCUAGAUUGCCCAGGAACCGCCAUGCCAUGGUUCCGCUCGUGCAAAAAAUGCGCGAAGGGCUGGAUGCUACACCAGGAAACAUUUAGAACCGUAUGCACCAAGAAAUGCCCACAKGGUUACCAGGCAACGAAUGRCAAUAAUGGAUUCUUGCAGUGCAGUGCAAUGAGACUAAAGUGYCCUAAAAUGCCUGGAUGUGAACAGUGCCCUACAGAUAGAUUGUGUACAAAAUGCGCUGGCAAACUCAUUCUUUAUGAUGACGUCUUAUCCUCAAAAUGCGUCAAAAAAUGCCCCUUUAGCUACAAUGAAACGGUCAACAAGAAUGGCAUAAGAGUUUGCAAACAACAAGACGGCUGCCGUGACCGACUUUGCAGUUCCUGCAAGUCUGGAUUGUUCAGGGCUGACUAUAAAGGAAAAGUUUGUCACAAGCAGUGUCCUCCCGGCUAUAGAAUCUUCUGGAGCCAUUUUUGCAAAAAGUGUCCUACAGGAUGUAAAACGUGCAACAGUGCAGGUUGUCAAGUAUGCAAUAAUGGKCUCUCUUGGCAUGCAAAAACAACAUUUCUGGGAUUAAGUCUUGAUAGGCCCAGCUGUGUAAAGAAUUGUCCAAAUGGUUUUAGAAGAGUAUUURUCCAAGGAAAAGGCUWUGAAUGCCACAAAGUUCCAAAGACGACAAAACCUGGAGACCUGCCUUAGAAACCAAUGCUAAAUACAUUCAUGCAGGCACCUSAAGAUUGAUGGACACGUCUGUAUUACGGAAGCCUCUACUUACGGAUACGUCUUUAUUACGGAAACUUUUAAAUUACGGAUACGUCUAUACUACAUAUACUAUAUAUUAUAUUAUGGACACUAAAAUACGGACACGUCUACGUUACGUGUGUACACGCCUUUAAAACGUACACGCCUAUAAUAGACUAGCGUGUGAACAUAUCUGAACAUCACACCAGUAAUGACAWUGCAUAAAAACCUAUAUACUACGUAAACGUCCUUAGUAUUACGUACGAACUCUGUCUUGUGGACACGUACAUGUAUUAGGGACAGCUUUAGUUUUCGCUAUAUUAUUCGUUAGAUAUCAGUAAAAUAUAGACCAGCAUGGUUGUAAAUACAUAGAUUAAAUUACAGCAUUAGCUGAAUUCGUACAAUUCGAUUGACUAAGUAAGAAAGACGAAGUUGCAAUGAAAAAAUAAAAAAAUGAAAAAAUUA
Messenger RNA from Exaiptasia diaphana, 1819 nucleotides. Its product is annotated as proprotein convertase subtilisin/kexin type 5. Lineage: Eukaryota; Metazoa; Cnidaria; Anthozoa; Actiniaria; Aiptasiidae. The record is from RefSeq and is a predicted model, not a curated record. Bases 95 to 1312 code for a protein of 405 amino acids. The transcript is spliced from 8 exons.